This is a messenger RNA of Acaulospora colombiana, 1797 nucleotides long. The record is from the annotation of a GenBank genome assembly. NCBI's taxonomy places the organism in Eukaryota, Fungi, Glomeromycota, Glomeromycetes, Diversisporales, Acaulosporaceae.
AUGGCGGCAGCAGAUCAUUCGAGAAAUCUCGCGAAAACUGGCCUUUCGGAUUAUCAGAUUAGAGAUUUAAACGAUGAAAUCAACAAGCUAAUGAGAGAAAAGGGACAUUGGGAAGAUCAAAUAAAAAAACUUGGUGGUCCGGACUACAGAAGAAUUGGACCCAAAAUGAUGGAUCACGAAGGCAAGGAGGUACCCGGAAACCGCGGUUACAAAUAUUUUGGACGCGCCAAAGACUUACCUGGAGUGAGAGAAUUAUUCGAACAAGAUGUACCCACGCCACAAAAGCGCACGAGAUUCGACCUAUACAAAAAUGUAGACGCGGAUUACUAUGGUUAUCGGGAUGAGGAAGAUGGAUCUUUGCUCGAGUAUGAGGUUGAUAGGGAGCGUUCACUUAUCGAGGAAACAUUGAGAUUCUCUGAUAAGGCAUUGCCCAAGGACAAGUCCACACAAAAGAAGAAGGAAGGUGCAUCACAGGUAGAGGGCGAAAUAACGGACAUUCAUCAGUUGUCAGAAAAAUAUGUGGCACACGUGGCUGUGCCCUCCCAAAAAGAAGUCGAAGAGUACCUGAGUUAUUCGUCCGGGGCCUACAGUAAUAAUCCGAGUCAAGGUUUCAGUUAUGGUGCUGGCGGAUUUGUGGCUUCAGGUGAGGGUUCGACUUCAAGGCGAGAUUCUGAUGGAAGGCCGUCCGACCGUAGUGCGAAAACGGUUCGUUCCGUCACAAUUCGUCAACUCUUGAGUUGCGAUGCCAGUCACUCAGAUGGCGAACAAAUGCUUGAUGGAAAACCUCUUAAUCUUGUUACUUUCGUCGCGAAGGUUCAUAAUAUUUCACCCAAAAACAAUUUGAUUGACAUCACCGUUGAGGAUGGCAGUGGAUUCAUCGAAGUGAAGCUUUUCUCCAAUAAUAAUGAUAAUCUAAGCGAAGAACAGGACCAGGGUAAUAGGCAAUCUGCUUCCACCAUUACCGGUUCGGCGUAUGAUUCUUCACAGGUCAAUAGAAAUAACAACACGGAGAUGUUUGCGAGUAGACUCCAUAAGGAGGUUGUUGAUCUCGUCAAUAAAAACGCGGUUAGCGAGGUGGGAAUGAAGAUCGAUGACAUCUGCCGCGCGUUGGCUUUUCAGUACGGAUCUGAUAUCAAUGCAUCAUACGGUGUCGAAGAUGCAGAGUAUGCGGUCGCGCAGUUGGCACAAACAACUAUGCGUGCUGAAAUUGGACAAAUGACACUGGAUAGGACUUUGGCAGAACGUUCCCAUUUGAAUGCGAAUAUAGUGGACGCGAUUAAUAGUGCUGCUGCUGAAGCGUGGGGCAUCCGAUGUUUAAGAUACGAAAUUCGCGACAUUCACCCUCCUGCCAAGGUCGUGGAGUCUAUGCAUUCACAGGUAUCGGCCGAAAGAUCAAAAAGAGCCUCGAUUCUCGAGUCCGAAGGCGCAAGACAGGCUGCCAUCAACGUUGCUGAAGGUGCAAAACAAUCGGUUAUACUAGCUUCGGAAGCUCAGAAGGCCGAGCAGAUAAAUAAAGCAUCAGGUGAGGCCGAAGCAAUCCUCCUUCGGGCAAAAGCUACCGCUGAGGGGAUCCGACAGAUUGCCGACGCUAUUGAAGAAAGCCCUCGUGGAACCGACGCCGUCACACUCACUGUGGCCGAAAAAUACGUGGAGGCUUUUGGGCAACUCGCAAAACAAGGCAACACCAUUAUCGUUCCGGCAUCUACCAAUGACGCCAGCUCAAUGAUUGCCCAAGCUUUGUCGAUAUACCAAACAGUCUCCAAACAGCAGCUAAUCGCUUCCCCCGACACAUCGUGA